AGACAGAACCGAAGAGGACAUUAUCCAAGCAAAAGGCACCCUGGGCCUUGUAAAGUGGAUGUGCUGUGAAGAACAGCGGACUCUGGCUGCCUGGCAGGGUGACCCGAGGUGGCCGCCCCGGGGUCACAGAGCUCUUGGUGACUCUGGAAGGGUGUGGGGAGCCAGGGAGGAGACUUGAGCUUCACUGGGAGCAGGGCUUGCUCCCGAAUCUCAUUUUUCACAUGUCUGCCGCACUCUCGCUACCAGCUCUGUCAGAGGAAAGGAGGCGCUUCCUGUUAUUCCAAUCCGAAUCUCAAGCUGAACACAGGAGGGAGCAGGCAGCUGUAGAGCAGAGUGGCAGGGUGAGCAAAGAUGGAAGGCCAGUGCCUGCCUUUGCAACUGCUUCUGCUGGUCUUUACAGUGACUAUAGGGCUUGAUGCUUACUCUGGGACAGUGGCACCUCCCAGCAAUGCCAGCUUGUCUUUGGAAGGAGGGCCAAAUGUUACAGCUCCAAACUAUCACAGGAACCUAGAAGGAAACUCAACAAUUGAUGUUGAUAUUUAUUAUUACUUAGCAGAAGAUUGCUGGUUGAAGUUUUAUCUACAAAUGACUAAUGUCAGCAAAGAGCACUUGUGUGAAUGGAGGGCCAUUGGCAGACCAUACAGCAUUUUACGAAAGUGCUUGGAAGAUUAUGCUGACAAAUGGAACUAUGGCUUCCCCAAUGCCUUGGCCGAGUACUACAUUGUGCUCAGCCACCAUCUCUACUUCCGCAACUGCACUUCGGAACUGCACCCACCUUUCCUGGACCCCCCAGAAAAUAUUUUGUUGCCCCUCAUCAUAACUCCCAUCUGUCUCAUUCCUUUCUUGAUCACUCUUGUGGUGCUGAAGAGCAAGGAUGGUGAAACACAGGCAUGAGUCCUGACCUUCACAUAGUAGUUUUGGAGCGCCCUUGUGUUUUAGCACCUUGUGACGCUGUUACAAUCCUCAUCUCUGGCCACCACGGGAUUGGCCUCCCCUCAUGUGUCAGGAGCACAACCUGGUAUGAGCCACUGCAUAGGAGCAUUAUGUUUGAGACCAUGCAUGCUAAACUCAUUGGCAUGCACUACAUGUUGUGGCAUAGAAGGAACAAAACUGAACCUCUGCUAUAGAAGCAGAUGUGACAUAUGCAUACAAAAAAAAUUAAGCCAUUUUGUUGCUACUUUAACUGCCAUAGUUGAUUCUGAAGGAACUAUGGGAACUGCUCUACAUUCUUUAUGAAGACCCCUAGCUCUUUACAGAUUUCAUGUCUAGAGGUCUGUACAGAGAAGUCAUAAUUGUUAAUGUUUAUUUGUAUGAUUUGCCCAAAGUAUGUGCAUUCUCUGCAAGCUAGAGUCUUCACUUUCUAGCCACAUUCCCAUAUUGAAGUUAUCUACUAAUUCUCCAUCCCUAGCUCUCUCCACAACAAAUGCGGUGUAUUUUCAUAUAAGCUGUGGGCUAUUUCUUUUAUGCCGUUUCAUUUAAAUUUAGUUCCUGACCAUGCUUGUUCCGUUUUGAAAAUUCUCUAAAGGAAGCGAAAUCGCUUUUGUUCUCCAUCUCCAACUGUCUCUUGCUGAUUUGGAAACUUCACCUUCUAUUGUUCUUUUUGUUUUCAUUGUUCACGUGUCCUCUGAAAUAUUGGGGAUUGACUUUAAACAGAUGGGAAUGCCUAAACUGAACAAUAUGCAGAAAUAUGCAGAAAAAGCAACAAAGACUUCUGAAGGAUUUUUGAAAGUGUGCUACAAAUGCAUUUGGUGAGAUGGUUACUUCCAUACAACCUUUAGUAUGAAUUUGCAUAAGCAUUCCAUAGAGACUGUUGUAUUUGAGUGUUGUUUUCUGACUUGUUUCAUGGAGAUUUGUGUGCCCAUCAUUGUUUACAGUCCCAUGAGGAUCUACAAAGUAUUAUCCAGAGCUAUUGUGUCUUUAAUUACUAGUACUCUCCUUGUAGACAGCCAGUAUGAUAUAGUGGUUUGGACAUUGGAAUAUGACUCUGGUGACCUAGGUGCAAACCCCUGCUUACCAUGGAAACCCACUUGGUUAUCUUUGGAAAAUCACACUCUUAGACUCAGAGGGAUGCAAGGAAAACCCACCUUUGAAUAAAUUCUGUCAGAAAACCCCAUUACAGGUUUGCCUUCAGGUCAACAUAAGUUAGAAACAACUUGAAGGGACCAAAAAUGCAACAGGAACCUUCCUUGUACCCUCUUGUUUCUUGUACUGUCCCCUUUGCCCUUUUUAUUGUAUCCUGUUCAAUAUAACAGUGGCAUUACUGAUGAAUACCUUUUUCUUGCAUUGUAUUUUGCCAGUCCUGAUGGUUCUAAAGGGAAGGAAUAUUUCAUUAUUGCAUAUCUUGCUUACUUGGUAGUUUAAUCAUUAAUAAUUGAAUUCCUCACUUGGCAAGUUUCUUUGUUUAUGAUGAAGCGGUGUUAUUUUCUCAUAGAUAACAUAAUGAAAACCCCCCUAACAAUCCAAGUUCCUUGGCAAGCGGUAACAAAGGCCAAAAUAAUAUGUAAUUAAGAUAUUACGCUAUUACCAGUGUGCCUAUUAUAAGGGACUGGAAACAUCAAGGAAGCUAGUUGAAGGAAGCUAGUUUGCUAAAUGGGAAGUCCACUUAAAUACAGAAGUAUCUUAGCCAUGCAGACAUUACUUUACUGAAAAUUGUUGUGCAUUACACAGGCAGUGAAGACUGUUUUGUUCCGUUGAGCUUUCAAUAGUUUCUAAUGUCACGUUUUGAUUUUAUUGUACUGAAUGUCCUGGCUACUGUUUUAUGUUAUUCCUAUAAUGUAUUCUUUUUAUUGUGUGUUGUUGUUUCCCACUUAAUUGUGUAUGUUGCCUUAAACUUGUAAUGAACGUAGGGUGAUUUAUAAAUAUGUCCAAUAAUUUGUAUGUCCAUGUGUGUCUGUCUUCAUGUGCUAUUAUUUUAAUUGUAUUUCCAAUUGCACAUAAAGGAACAUUUCUUUAUCAA
Anolis carolinensis (green anole) is the source of this 2956-nucleotide messenger RNA. It is a transcript of the gene ramp2, whose product is annotated as receptor activity modifying protein 2. The record is from RefSeq and is a predicted model, not a curated record. The transcript is spliced from 4 exons. Gene Ontology annotation, cellular component: signaling receptor complex; membrane; cell surface. Bases 352 to 894 code for a protein of 180 amino acids. Gene Ontology annotation, biological process: cellular response to hormone stimulus; G protein-coupled receptor signaling pathway; calcium ion transport. NCBI's taxonomy places the organism in Eukaryota, Metazoa, Chordata, Lepidosauria, Squamata, Anolidae. Gene Ontology annotation, molecular function: coreceptor activity.